Molecule: messenger RNA, 582 nt
Organism: Vigna radiata var. radiata (mung bean)
Lineage: Eukaryota; Viridiplantae; Streptophyta; Magnoliopsida; Fabales; Fabaceae
Product: glutaredoxin-C13
Exons: 1
Coding region: 224-529 (101 amino acids)
Cellular component (GO): cytoplasm; nucleus
Source: RefSeq, a predicted model, not a curated record
CUAAAGUUACACCACAGUCGCUUUGGGCAUCUAAGAAAACCACGACCUGAUCUUUCUUUUCAAACUUCUUUCUUCAAACAUACCAUACCACACCCUCUUCCUAUAAAUACUCUACCAUACCACCUUAUUUCAAUCAACCAUUUCGGAUUUCAUCUCAUUAAGAUUUUCAACAUCUCUCUCUGUACUCUCAAAAUUUUCCUGUCUUUUUACCUUUUGUCUCUCGAUGGAAAAGGUUAUCAGGUUGUCUGCAGAAAGGGGUGUGGUGGUUUUCACCAAGAGCUCUUGUUGCCUCUGCUAUGCAGUCAACAUUCUGUUCCAAGAACUUCAAGUGGACCCUGUGGUCCAUGAAAUUGACAAAGACCCUGAAGGCAAGGAAAUGGAGAAAGCUUUAACUAGGUUGGGUUGUUCAGCACCUGUUCCGGCGGUCUUCAUCGGAGGCACGCUUGUCGGCUCCACCAAUGAGGUCAUGUCCCUCCAUCUUAGUGGUUCACUCACUAAAAUGCUCAAACCAUAUCGAUCUUUAUCUUAAAGACGACUGCACAUGCAAAUUAACACCUUCAUUUCAAGAAUAAACAUCCACUA